Molecule: messenger RNA, 2966 nt
Organism: Pungitius pungitius (ninespine stickleback)
Lineage: Eukaryota; Metazoa; Chordata; Actinopteri; Perciformes; Gasterosteidae
Gene: slc2a12
Product: solute carrier family 2 member 12
Exons: 5
Coding region: 71-1783 (570 amino acids)
Biological process (GO): D-glucose transmembrane transport; circulatory system development
Cellular component (GO): membrane
Molecular function (GO): symporter activity
Source: RefSeq, a predicted model, not a curated record
CAAGUAAUUUGACAAAACAAGUAGCGAGCGUGCGCCAACACGAGAGAAAGAAGAGUUGCGAAUAGAGGUAAUGCCAGAAAGUUCUGAGAAGAAAGCGAAUGACCCGUUUACACGAACAUUAAACAUCAGAGGCACCGCUGGCUCGUCAGGUAGGGGGUUGACAAUGGAACCCACCAGUGAGACCAAGAACUUGACCUCCAACCCCUCUGAGACCCAGACACUGGAGCAACAAAGCAGCACAGGCGGCAGAUGGCUGCUGCUGGUGGCGGCCGGAGCGGCGUCCCUGAGCGGCCUGAUGCUGGGCUACGAAAUGGGCCUGACCUCCGGCGUCCUGCUGCAGCUGCGGGGCCUCCUCUCCCUCACCUGCCGCCAACAAGAGCUGCUGGUCAGCUCGCACCUGCUCGGCGCCCUCCUCAUCUGCCUGGCCGGCGGCCCCGUGUUGGACCGCUACGGCCGCCGCUGGUCCCUGCUCCUGAGCGCGGGGCUGGUGGUCGGGGGGAGCGUCGUGCUCACGGCGUCCAGCUCGCUCGUCGCCUUCGCGCUGGGCCGGGUGGUGGUGGGCAUGGGAACGUCGCUGUCGGGGACCGCGGCGUGCCUGUACAUUGCGGAGAUCUCGCCGAGGGAGAGGAGGGGUCUGCUGGUGACGCUCUACGAGCUGAUGCUGGUGGUGGGCGUCAUGCUGGGAUUCGGCUGCAGCUACGCCUUCGCCGCCCUGCCCAGCGGCUGGGCGUAUACGUUCGGACUGGCGAUCCCCCCGGCGCUGCUGCAGAUCGCUGCACUCCUCUUCCUCCCGCCGAGUCCCCGCUUCCUGGUCUCCCGGGGCAAGGUGCAGCGGGCCAGGGUGGUGCUGGCCAGGAUGAGAGGUGGGACUGAGGAGCACGUGGAGAAGGAGCUCAUGGACAUCAGGACGGGACUCAAGGAGGAAUCGGAGCACAGUUUCUGGGAGCUGUUCAGCUCCAAGGCCAACCUGCGCUCCAGGCUGCUGACGGGCGUGACCUUGGUCUUCCUGCAGCAGGCCACCGGUCAGCCCAACAUCCUCUCCUACGCGUCACCGCUCCUCCGCAGCGUGGGCUUCGCCAGCGACGCCGCGGCCACCUUGGCCUCCACGGGGUUUGGGGUGGUCAAGGUGGUCGGCACCAUCCCGGCCGUGUUGCUGGUCGACCGGGUGGGACCCCGCAGCUUCCUGUGCGGGGGCGCCGUGGCCAUGGGGCUGUCGCUGGCGGCGCUCGGCGCGCUGACGCUGCAAAGCCACACCAACCUCACCAGCCUGUGCAAGAGUCACACCGGACCCAACGGCACCACGCAGGCGCCGUGGGGCUUAAACCAGACCGCCGUGCAGCCGGGGAGCGGUGACGUCUUUGCGACCGACCUCCCCCACCAGUGGAACAGCGAGGGGUCACAGCGGGCCGACCGAGAGGACCACGGGGUCGGGGGGGCGGCGGUAGGGGCCUCCUUGCUGAAGUGGGCGUCACUGAUCAGCCUGCUGGUGUAUGUGGCGGCCUUCUCCGUUAGCCUCGGCCCAAUGGUCUAUGUGGUUCUCAGUGAGAUAUUUCCGAUGGGAGUCCGAGGCAGGGCUGUUUCCGUGGUGUCUGCUGUAAACUGGGCCACCAACCUGCUGAUCUCCAUGACCUUCCUCACAACUACAGAAAAGUUCGGCGUGGCCAAUGUGAUGUUCCUCUACGCCGCCAUGAGCUUCGUCCUCCUGCUGUUCGUCAUCUUCUGCGUCCCCGACACCAAAGGUCGCACGCUGGAGGAGAUAUCCAAAGAGCUGGCUAAGAAGUAAACGGCCCGCCCUCCACGCGAUCUCAAUGUUGUCAGUGUAUCGAGUCAAAUUUGUGAAGUGGACCGCUUCAGGGGAGCCAGAUCAGCAGCAGCGGCAAAUCCACAGAGAUUUUAGUUAGUUUUUUGACGGACCACAAAAGAACACCUCGCCUUAAGGAGAGGGGGGAGCCGAAGGGCCAAGAAGGACAAUGUUUUAGCACUGUUAUGACUUUGGGGCACCAUUUAUGCACCUCACCCACACCACAGGAUUUCCAGCUGAUUCCGCUUCUGGCUACAUGCCGUAUGUGUGUAACGGGGGAAAUCACCUGGGAAUGGAUGGUGUACUUCGGAUUUAAAAGAAAUAAUAAAAAUAAUGGCGAUGAAUGUGUGAAUUAGCAAAAGUGAGGAUAUCUCAGGGUUCAGGCUUGUUAAACGGCAGUAAAAAAGGUAAACAAUAGGGAUUGAAUAUAUUUAUAUCAUGAAAUAUAUUUCAUUUCUUAAAUUACAUAUUAUAUAAUGAUAUUUAAUACAGGCCCGGUAAUGCAGAAAGGGGCAUUACACCUUGAGGCAGAGCUCACAUUUUACCACUACAGCCUUUUAGGGUUUUUCAAUUUUGACAUGACGUUGUGACGUCAGACAUUAUUUACAAAGUAGAGACCAGCGGUUGGAUCCCACCGACUGGGACGCUGAAUUUUGCCAGAGAUCUCAAGUUUGUCUACACAUCUGUAGUUUCAUUAACACCUGGCAAAGUACUCAGCAGCUCUUUUUUGUUGGUUGCUGCUAGCGUAGAUGUGCCUGGACCACAUUUGGUCAUUUUUUCCUCACGCAGCCCAACGGGUCAAAAAAAAAAAAAAAAGCCAGCCCAUUGGACUAAGAUGGACAACCCGAUUAAGACACAUGAUCACUUUAAAUGUCUGUGCAUGAAACACUUUUUCGUAUGCUGCUCUCUGCUUUAUGUGAUGUAAUGACAUGAACAUACAUACUACAUGCAGCAUGUCUACCACAAGCAGAUACACUGUGUCUUUUUCUUUUACAUUUCAUGGGAACACCCAAUCAAACAAUAAUGAAUCAACCCAACAAACAAGCAAACUAAUACUAAACUCCUCGUAUCAGGUUAUAAUAUUGAAUGUAUUGUGUAACGAAAAAAAAAAGUAUGAAAACGUAUUGUCUUGUUUGUUGAUGCCAAAAUUAAACUUGAUUAACAA